Molecule: messenger RNA, 1695 nt
Organism: Brugia malayi
Lineage: Eukaryota; Metazoa; Nematoda; Chromadorea; Rhabditida; Onchocercidae
Product: Src-associated protein SAW, putative
Exons: 13
Coding region: 1-1695 (564 amino acids)
Biological process (GO): rRNA processing; positive regulation of transcription by RNA polymerase I
Cellular component (GO): nucleolus
Molecular function (GO): protein binding
Source: RefSeq, a predicted model, not a curated record
AUGGCAGAACCUUACAAGCCAGCAGCUCGUAUUAUGAGCGAUAAAAUGGAAAAGCGCUUCUCAAAAGAUGUAUUAUAUUGGCGACGUGUGGAACGUUUGGCAGUUUUUCAAGAGCCAGGUAAUAUUACUAGCACGUUUUUCUCUCCAACAGAUAGCAACAUGGUCGCUAGUACUUCUUCUGUCAAGCUAACAAUUUAUGAUGCCACAAUUUGUGAACCCUUAGUAACAUACGGACGUUUCAAGCAAGCUGUUUAUGGGGCAAGGCUUCGUCGUGAUGGCAAACUGUUAGCUGUUGGUGACGAAGAAGGAAAGGUUCGUCUGUUUAAUGUGCGAAAACAAGCAGCAACUUCUGACGGAAAGAAAGCUCCAUUAAGAGUUUUUAAAGCUCACGAAAGUGCAGUCCAUACGGUGGUUUUCACAAGAUCUGGGCGAACACUUGUAACAAUGGGUGAUGAAGGUAGUAUCAAAUUAUGGGAUAUUACUGAGACGAAGUCUACUCCACUUAAAGUAUUCACUGCCGCUCAUAUGGAUCACAUUCGAUGCAGUGAUGCUUCUGUCCUUUCUGAUCAUCUAUUCGUAAGCGGUUCAUACGAUCAUACAGCGAAAGUCUGGAAUGCUGAAGCAGAGGAAGCUUUAAUGUCUGUGGAUCAUGGCUCACCCAUUGAACAAAUUUUACUUCUUCCCGGUGACUCAUUCAUUGUUACAGCCGGCGGACAGCUCAUUAAAUUUUGGAAUAUUGCUUCUGGUGGUAUUUUGCACCAUACUCUUCAUCAUCAUCACAAAACGGUGACUUCACUUUGCCUUGCUUCAAAAGGUACUCGUCUUCUUUCGGGUGGCCUUGAUAAAAGGGUAAAUGUUUUCAGUCUCGACAGUGGUGACUACAAACUAGUACAUUCGUUCAGUUUACCUGCUCAGAUACUUACGUUGUCGAUUUCGUCAAAUGACAAGUUCAUUGCUAUAGGUAUGGGUAAUUUAUUGCAAAUUUCCAUGCGAAAUGAACCAGGAAAGUUGGAACAAUCUUUAGAAGCUGCACAAGCUGAAAAUGCAGGACUUGAAUACCAUAAAAAAUUGCCCCCAGAUGUACCUGUCGUACGCCAACUAUUUCGAGGUGGAACUGUAGAAAAGGCUGAGUUCUCUGCUGCUCGCAUUCCGGAGGCGAAAUUGAAUAAAGUUGAUUUAUUGUUGCGAAGAUUUAAGCACUGGAAAGCAGUCGAUGUUCUGUUUCGGGAGAAACACUAUAAAUCACGUCCUGAUAUUAUUGUCGGAGCAUUAAUGCAGAUUUAUAAACGUGGAGCAUUAACGGUGGCGCUGUCAGGACGUAAGUCAGAUACCAUUCAUCCAAUACUUGUCUUUCUGAUGCAGAAUUUCUUUCGCCCCGAAUAUCUGCAUAUAUUACUGAAGACAAUAACCAUUAUGUGUGAUAUUUAUGGGAAUGAGAAUAUCGAGCAAAGAAUUGCCAGAAUAUUUUCUAAACUUCAUCGCGCAGUUCAGCGAGAAAUUGAAGUUCGCAAUAAGUUAGCUGAGUUACGUGGUAUGUUAGAUAUGCUCAUUCAAGUAUCAGAAAUGAACAAUGGAAAAUUGAUAGAUAAUGAAGAAGAUGAUAGAAUUUUUGGUGAAGUCGUUGUAACUCCUAUUCCUUUUACAAUGGAUGCUAAUGGACGAAGUAAGAAUAACGGUUUUUCUAGUACUGCCUAA